Erythranthe guttata (spotted monkey flower) is the source of this 3304-nucleotide messenger RNA. NCBI's taxonomy places the organism in Eukaryota, Viridiplantae, Streptophyta, Magnoliopsida, Lamiales, Phrymaceae. The record is from RefSeq and is a predicted model, not a curated record.
UAUAGCGGCGGCGGACGAGGGUUUUUGCUCCCAAUUUUUCCUUCAUCGGGAAUCUCGCUUCGAUUCGUGGGUCGAUUAAUCGCUCUUGAUUUUUACUUGGAAAAUCAAUUGGAGAUUGGAGUUCGCCAUGGCGGGGUUUGUUGGGGUGGUUUUGACUGUGGUUUUGAGUGUGUGUGUUUUGGUGGAGGGUAAUUACAUGGUUUACGACACCGCCCAAGGUGUUGUGCCGGGAAAAUUGAAUGUGCAUUUGGUUCCUCAUACGCACGACGAUGUUGGCUGGUUGAAGACUGUCGAUCAGUACUACGUUGGUUCCAAUAAUUCGAUUCAGGUAGCAUGUGUGCAGAAUGUCCUGGAUUCCUUAAUCCCCGCAUUGCUUGCUGAUAAGAAUCGGAAAUUUAUUUAUGUUGAGCAGGCGUUUUUCCAACGAUGGUGGCGGCGACAGAGUGAAGCGACAAAGAAGACGGUCCAAAUUCUAGUCAGCACCGGUCAACUUGAGUUAAUAAACGGUGGCAUGUGCAUGCACGAUGAGGCGGCAACACAUUACAUUGACAUGAUAGAUCAGACAACAUUAGGGCACCGAUAUAUCAAACAGCAGUUCAAUGUCACUCCUAGGAUUGGAUGGCAAAUUGACCCUUUUGGACAUUCUGCCGUUCAGGCGUACCUUUUGGGGGCAGAGGUUGGAUUUGAUGCACUUUUCUUUGCCCGUAUUGACUAUCAAGAUAGAGCGAAAAGGAGAGAUGAGAAAAAGCUCGAGUUUAUUUGGCAGGGUUCGAAAACCCAAGGUUCUUCCUCUCAGAUAUUUUCUGGGGCUUUCUAUGCCGGGAAUUAUGAACCUCCAACCGGUUUUUAUUACGAAGUCAAUGAUGAAUCUUCCCCUGUAGUCCAGGAUGACAUCAAUCUGUUUGAUUACAAUGUUCAAGAGCGUGUCGAUGCUUUUGUAGCUGCUGCCUUAUCACAGGCGAAUGUUACUCGAUCAAAUCAUAUCAUGUGGACAAUGGGAACGGAUUUCAAGUAUCAAUACGCAGAGACAUGGUUCCGCAAUAUGGACAAGCUCAUACAUUAUGUGAAUCAAGAUGGCCGUGUGAAUGUCUUAUAUUCAACUCCAUCAAUAUACACCGACACGAAACAUGCUCUAAACGAGGCCUGGCCUCUUAAAUCCGAUGACUUCUUCCCAUAUGCAGACCGUAUUAAUGCUUAUUGGACUGGAUAUUUUACAAGUAGGCCGGCCAUAAAAGGCUAUGUCAGAACAAUGAGUGGGUACUAUUUGGCAGCAAGACAGUUAGAACUCUUUAAAGGAAGAAAUAAAUCAGGGCCCACGACCGAAUCUUUAGCCGAUGCUUUGGCAAUUGCACAACAUCAUGAUGCAGUUACUGGUACUGAAAAACAACACGUUGCUAACGACUAUGCUAAACGACUUUCAAUAGGUUACAAAGAGUCUGAGGAUGUUGUAGCAGCUGCCUUUGGUUGUAUGACACAAUCAUCGUCGUUUUCGGAAUGCAAGGAUCCUCCUACAAAAUUCACCCAGUGUCCACUUCUGAACAUAAGCUAUUGUCCUGCAACAGAAGUUGAUAUUUCGCAAGGGAAGAAAUUAGCAGUGCUCGUGUACAACUCCCUGGGGUGGAAAAGAACAUCUGUCGUGAGAAUUCCCGUGAUCAACGAGAACGUCACUGUAUCAGAUUCUACCGGAAAAGUGAUUUUGUCACAGAUUAUUCCAAUUGUUAAUGCUUCAAUAGCAAAUAAAAAAUUCUACGCCACUGCAUACACGGGCGAAUCCACUUCGGCAGGCCCCAUGUAUUGGCUUGCAUUCACAGCCGAAGUUCCACCUUUGGGUUUCAGCACUUACGUGAUCUCAAGUGGUAAAGCUUCUGCUUCGAUAAAACCAAGAUCGUACACUUUUGGUGGGGCCCAAAACAGCAGUGCUGUGGAAAUAGGUUCCGGAAACUUGAAGCUUAUAUAUUCUGGAAACAACGGAACACUUACGCAAUAUAUUAAUAGCAGAAGCUCGGUGAAUAUGUCUCUAGAGCAGUCGUACACUUACUAUGCUGGGGAAGCAGCGGGUACUGAUCAGGCUUCAGGGGCAUACGUCUUUCGGCCAAACGGCACAUCUGAAGUACAACCUGAAGAGAAGUUUCCGCUUAGAGUUUUCAAAGGACCGCUCUAUGAUGAAGUUCAUCAGAUGAUUAACUCAUGGAUAUAUCAGAUUACACGAGUGUACAAGGAGAAGGAACACGUCGAGGUCGAAUUUACUGUUGGCCCAAUACCUAUCGAUGAUGAAGUAGGAAAAGAGAUCGUCACCCAAAUAAAAUCAAAUAUAGGAAAUAACAAAACAUUUUACACAGACUCUAAUGGACGUGAUUUCCUCGAACGAAUUCGAGAUUACAGAGCUGAUUGGGACCUUGAAGUGAACCAACCAAUUGCAGGGAAUUACUACCCUAUAAAUCUUGGAAUUUACAUCAAAGACAACAAUACAGAGCUCUCGGUUUUGGUUGACAGAUCGGUUGGAGGAUCGAGUAUAACUGACGGUGAAGUGGAGAUAAUGCUCCACAGGAGAUUGCUCUAUGACGAUGGCAGAGGUGUCGACGAGUCUCUGAACGAAACAGUCUGUGUUCUCGAUAAGUGCUCUGGCUUAACUGUCCAAGGGAAGUAUUAUCUCAGAUUUGAUCCACUUGGAGAAGGGUCCAAGUGGCGCAGGUCGUUUGGACAAGAGAUUUACUCCCCCUUUCUUUUGGCCUUCACCGAGCAGGAUGAUAAGUGGACAAAUUUUGCAAUACCAACCUUUUCAGCUAUGGAUUCUUCGUAUAGUCUACCGGAUAAUGUCGCGAUAUUAACCCUCCAGGAGCUUGAAGACGGAACGGUUCUCCUUCGCUUGGCGCAUCUAUAUGAGGAUGGUGAGGACAAAGAUUUAUCUGUCAUGGCAACCGUCGAACUGAAGAAAGUCUUCCCAAAUAAGAAGAUAAACAAAAUCAAGGAAAUGAGUUUAUCGGCAAACCAAGAGAGAGAAGAAAUGGUGAGAAAAAGAUUAUCUUGGAAAGUGGAAGGCUCCAAAACUAAACAAGACAAUGAUUUGAGAGGUGGGCCCGUAAAUCCCGUUAAGUUGACAGUCGAACUCGCCCCCAUGGAAAUACGGACCUUCAUCAUCGACUUUAACACAAAACUCGUCCAGUACUAAAAGUGCAACGAUCUCAGUCGGGAUUUUGGUGGCAAAAUUACUCGACAAAGAGCUCGAAUAAUGUAGUAACGGCGUUUAUUUUAUAUGCUCUUUCUGGAAUACAACGAUUAAUAAAUAACUUUUUGUUUCUUUUUU